Molecule: messenger RNA, 2142 nt
Organism: Dufourea novaeangliae
Lineage: Eukaryota; Metazoa; Arthropoda; Insecta; Hymenoptera; Halictidae
Gene: Tsf3
Product: transferrin
Exons: 15
Biological process (GO): iron ion transport
Cellular component (GO): plasma membrane; recycling endosome; early endosome
Source: RefSeq, a predicted model, not a curated record
UUGGAAGCUUACAAUUUAUUGUUAAAGAUGUUGCCCGAGAAGAUAGUGAAAAUGAACGUCCGACUAUUUUGUUUACUCCUAUUCAUCACUUCUUUUUGUCAACAUAUUAGCGCUGAAAAAUUGAAACUAUGCAUUGUCGACAGCGUGCAUACAGCAAAAAAGAUCCGCAGUCUUUGCCCGCAAUUAACGUCCACGGGGAACCAGGUAGAGUGUGUUAUUGGAAACGAUAGAUUCAACUGCCUGCGGCGAUUGAUCACGGGCCAGGCUGAUUUUACGGUUUUGGAGCCCGAAGAUCUUGUCGCGGCGUCUGCGUACAACGAGUACAAUGUUCUAGUCACCAAUGAGCUAAGACCAUUCCCAGAGGAGAAGCAACGCUUUGAGAUGGUAGUUCUAGUCAAUAAGGACGUGAAAAAUAUAUGGAACCUUAAAGGAAGACGGUUUUGCCAUCCUGGAUUCGACACCGCCGACGAUUGGACCAAAGCUUUCUCAACGUACUUCGAGAAGUGGAUAAUUACCAAAGAAUGCGAUCCUCAGAAGACCCUGCUGGAGAACAGGAUGAACGGACUCUCGAAUUUUUUCGAAGGAGCCUGCAUCGGUGGCCCUUGGUCCGCUGACACAACGUUCGACAGCAAGCUAAAAAUUAAGUACCGGAACCUCUGUACCGCGUGCGACAAUCUAUUCGAAGCCUGUUCCUCGGAUGACAAAUAUCACGGCCGGGAAGGUGCUUUAUUGUGCCUCACUGAUAACGCCGGCGACAUAGCGUGGGUCAGAUUAGACGAUACCCUUUUGCACUUCAAGGAGGAACAGAUCGGCAAAGAGAAUUACAACUACCUUUGUCCUGAUGGAACCACCAGGCCUAUGAAGAUCGACAAACCAUGCGUGUGGAUCACGAGACCGUGGCCAGUAAUCGUUGCUAGAUUGGAGGUGGCCGAGAAAGUGGAGAAGAUGAUGAGCUCGUUCAAGGAACAGAAAUCGAAUUGGAUCCUGCGUGAUUUGCUGGAGAAUUUUCACACGACGCCGGUGAGCACUGAUACUCUAGAAACGCCAGAGGACUUCUUAGUAAAAUUUCCCGGUUUCAUGAGCGCUAACCGCCGUGCAAACUGUCGGCCAUCAAGAAGAGUGCAGUGGUGUGUCGCGUCGAAUCUGGAGGAUCGGAAGUGUCGGUGGCUCAGAGAUGCGUCCUUCGUUUACGGUGUGGAGCCAACGAUCUCCUGCAAACAGGAGUCAUCGAGGGCAGCAUGCCUGACCGCUGUUCAAACUGGUCAGGCGGACAUAUUCGUCGCGAGACCCGAGGAACUGUACGCAGCCACAAAGCUGGGUCUGAAAUCGAUCGUACAGGCGAUACCCAAGAAGAACGAGUUCCAUCGAAUCGCAGCCGUCGUCAAACAGAAUUCGUGGUUCAAGAGCUUAAGGGAUCUCAAGGGAGCCAAGGCCUGUUUCACGGGGUACAGAGAUGUUGGUUGGUAUACCUUUCUCUCGGUUCUGAAGAAUAUUACUGGCGCCAGACCGGAGUGUUCGGAUAUGAAAGCGGUCGGAAACUUCUUCAGCAAGAGCGUUGUUCCUGGCCUGGCUGACAAUGAACAGGAAAUCCCUAGUAAUUUAUAUUUCUCAGGUAAACAAACAGGCAGCGUUGGAGACGAUUUAAGCGCUUUCCAGUGUUUAGAAUCCGGCCUUGGGGACGUGGCGUUCCUUGACCUGAAGAAUGUCGAGAAAAAGACUGGCAACUUAAAGUCGGAAGCUCACAGCGAUAAAUCAAGCAAUAAUGGCUACCGUACCCUGUGCCUAAAAAAGACGAAUGGCGAUGAACAGGACAUAUGUACGCUUGCGUGGAUCCCGUUGAGCGUGGUGGUAGCGCAUGCAAAUUUAACGGACUUACGGCACGAGGAAAUUUACUCGAUGCUUCUGGAAAUGGAUGAUCUUUUCGGCAAUACAUUCAAAGGUACCGUACCAUCGUUCUCCAUGUACGGACUGUACGACUCGAAUCACAGCGUUAUAUUUCCGGAGGAAACGCAGCAUUUACAAAUCGACGCUCAUCAAAUGCAUAUACGGAGUUACAAAGAUAUCAUCGAACAUCUUGUGAAACUACCUUGCAGUGGUUCAAGUAAUUUGAGUUAUUUUUACAGUUAUAUGAUUUCCAUAUAU